AUGGAGGCUUCAUCUCAUCUCUUUGCGCUCCCUUCCUGUCUCCAGACACCUUCUUCUCCGCUGAUCUGUAACAUCCUCGACAUUGUUGUUAUUAUCCUCUUUUCUUAUCUUAAUUUUCUGAAACUCGUGUUGUUUCAUACAGCCGCAGCACCAAACCGGAAUCGAGUUCGUGUCCAUGCGAAAUCAUCAUCUCCGGAGAGCUUAGAUUCGAACGAUUUGGAUUCUUCCUCGGAUACUACCAACAAAACUCAGGGGGAUGAGAAAUCGAAAUCGAUGUCACGGAGACAGUGGAUGAAGACAUGUGUUUGCUUAUCUCCAGCUUUGAUUAGCAAUGCUUACACCUUUGUCUCUGUGCAAAGCGCAGACGCUUUGGACAAGAAACCAGGAGUUUGCCGUAAUUGUCAGGGCAUUGGUGCUGUUCUUUGUGACAUGUGUGGGGGUACAGGAAAAUGGAAAGCUCUCAACCGAAAACGUGCAAAAGAUGUAUAUGAGUUUACAGAAUGUCCAAACUGCUACGGUCGAGGCAAGCUUGUUUGUCCUGUCUGCUUGGGUACAGGUUUACCAAACAACAAAGGUCUUCUUAGAAGGCCUGGUGCUCGUGAGCUACUCGACAAGAUGUAUAAUGGUCGGCUUCUCCCCAAUUCAUGAGCAGAUUUUUACUAUAAAUCUGCUUUUAAGCACAAAGCCAAUAGAGAAGCUAUAGAAGAAUGUAAUUCAAGAAGAUGUUUUGUAAUGAUGCUAGCAAACUACAUCAGUACUUAAAUAAUCCAUUCAACGACUCCAGUAAAACAAUUAUUCACAUAUGCAUCGGCCAUAAACAUAGACAACGCCUACUCAUGCCCUCUAGACCUUUUUAUUUAUGUCAUUUUGGCCUGGUACUUACGCCAUUUAGGCUUUGUCAUGCACAUAAACUUAUAUCAUUUAGUCUCUCAUUGAUCUCCC
Eruca vesicaria subsp. sativa (arugula) is the source of this 942-nucleotide messenger RNA. NCBI's taxonomy places the organism in Eukaryota, Viridiplantae, Streptophyta, Magnoliopsida, Brassicales, Brassicaceae. The record is from the annotation of a GenBank genome assembly.